AAAAAGCGGCCGAAGCCACUGCUAUGAAAGAAGCAGCCAAACGAGAAAAUGAAAGGGAUAAUCAAGAAUUUUUGAGAGGAGUGAAAAAAGAAACUAAAAAAGAAGUAGUAGAAGAUGAAGUUGAUAGUGAUUUAGAGGAUGAAAGUUUUGUCGAAUUAACUCCGGCAGUUUAA
Molecule: messenger RNA, 173 nt
Organism: Paraglomus occultum
Lineage: Eukaryota; Fungi; Glomeromycota; Glomeromycetes; Paraglomerales; Paraglomeraceae
Source: the annotation of a GenBank genome assembly